Molecule: messenger RNA, 2237 nt
Organism: Staurois parvus
Lineage: Eukaryota; Metazoa; Chordata; Amphibia; Anura; Ranidae
Source: the annotation of a GenBank genome assembly
AUGCUGAUGGCAGUGGGCGAAUAUGAGGCCACGCAAGAUGAGGAGAGUGUGGACGAGUUUGCUGUGCCGCAGGGGUCAGAGAAAGCGCUGCGAAGGCAGCAAGCUCACAUCGAAAGACUGUUUGGAGUCACCGUGAACAUAAUUGGAGUGCUUAUGCAGGAUCCGGUACCCCUGCAAUACACAGGACACCAGCAGAUAUGGGUUCAACUUAAUGGUGAAAGAAGGAGCAUAGUCAAAGCUAAGGAUUAUAUUAAGGGACUAUGCACCCCAGAGUUAAAUGAGAACUUUAACUACCCACGUGAGAUGCACUGCAUCUUUGUUGGGGCAGGAUGUCUCUUCCUUGACUGCCUAAUUAGAGCUACUUCAGCAUGUAUCAAACCUCAAAGUCAUGGACUAAUUACAAUCUCUGGCUUGGCGGAAGGAGUAGUGAUGGCCCAAAGCCGAAUUCAUGCAUUUUUAGAUGUAUGUGACACCAAGCCAGAAGACCUAGAAACCUCUAUCAAAAGGAAUUUUAAGACUCUGGUAGAAGAACAUAAUGACCUACAUGCACUUGAUCUUCUUAUUCUUCCAACUUCCACCAAGGAACAGUUACUGGCUCUUGUAGAGGAGGACAAAGAGAGUAGACAGAAACGAUCCACAAGCCACCAGAAGGAAUGUGAUGCGAUGAGAAAGCUUCCUCUCCUUCCUGCAGCAAUGGAAUAUCCAAAUCUGAGACUUGACAAGCCUUUAAUAUCACAGCCAGUAGAUAUAACCAAGACUAGGCCUGUUAAAGGAGUAUUGCGUGAGAGGGCUUCUGAACCUCGUGAACCAGUUAGGAACAAUAUAUGGGAUCUGAAAAAACCACCAGUACCAUUUAGUGUACAGGAAAGUCCAGUGACGGGGUUAGAUGAAUGUGAGUCUUCUGGUUCUUACCUGAAUGAAGGAACUGAACUUAAUGAAAGGAUGGAACCACUAGUGAAAGAUGAUGAGGAAUUCCAGCAAAUAUCAGGACUACUGGAUACUAUUAUGAGGUGGGAUGACAGAGAACCAGGCUCACAUCACAAUUUUUCUUUAGCAACACAAAAAGAGUUUAACAUGCUUUUAGAUUUUUUCAAGACAAUGGGUUAUCAGGAAUCUAUUGUGCUGAAGGUGUUGUCAGAAAAUGGGAUCCAGGAGCCUUCUCAGAUUCUGGACAAAGUUAAAUUAGAACAAUCUAGUCAUAACCAUAUUAACAGUCAUCAAGUACAAAGGCCUUCUACUCUAAAAGGUAUGGCACGUGCUCUUUCUAGUAAUGAUGAUGACUACCUUUUAGAAGUGAUGAAAUCAGCUGCCAAAAAUUGUGGCUAUUCGCCCAGUGAAAUUGUGGAUAUUGGGGAUGGUUCUGUGGCUGGAUUACUAAGGAAACUCAAUGAAAAAAAUGAUUCUGAAGAUUAUAUUUUUCAAAGUGGGCCUCAAAGAAAAGGGCACCAAGAGAAUGAUUUACAAUUUCAAAAAAACCUUGCUCUAGCAAAGCCUGAGACAAAAAUUGUUAACCCAACUAUGGGAAUGGGUGAUCCACUGAGGACCAAACCAAUGGGUAAUAAUCACCCAGUUGAGGAUAUCUUCCAUGGUGGCCUUGAGCCAGAAACUAUAGACACAGAGGAACCCAAAGAUACAACUGGUAAGGAAGAAUGCAAAGUACCUAUUGUGACUGGAGCGCAGAGAUUUAAUGAAGCAAUGCAGACUCCUUUCAAGCUUAACCUAAGAAAUGAAAAAGGAAAUGACCAACUGAGGCAUAUCAUUAUAGAUGGAAGUAAUGUGGCCAUGAUACAUGGUCUUCAUCGUUUUUUUCUCUUGCCGUGGCAUUGCAUUGGCUUUACAGUACUUUUGGGAUAGAGGACAUCGCAGUAUCACUGUGUUUUGUGCCCCAAUGGAGGAUGAAGAAGGACAGUAAAGCUAAAGAGCAACACUUCCUAACAGAGCUAAAUGAACUAGGACUCCUAUCAUUAACCCCCUCAAGGACUGUGGAAGGCAAAAGAAUAACAUCCUACGAUGACAGGUUCUUGCUGCAGCUGGCCGAAAGUACAGCUGGGGUCAUAGUCACAAAUGAUCAUUUAAGGGACAUAUCUGCAGAAUCUCAAGCUUGGCACAAUAUAAUAAAGUACAGAGUGCUGCAAUUCACCUUUGUUGGUGACAUAUUUAUGGUACCAGAUGACCCUUUGGGGAGAAAUGGGCCACCGCUAGACAAGUUCCUGACCAAGAACUCGUUACCCAAGUAA